CAUUCAGACAAGUUAAAUGAUUUUUUAUGUGGGGUACUGCGAGAUCCCAAGUCUGAAGAACUAGCAUACGAGUACUACAAGAAAGCAAAAGAAAAGCAAGAAUUUAGGCCUGAAAGACCAAUGAUAAAGCUUCUAAUAAGCAAUGAAAGGGUAUAACAAGCUACAUAUGUAUGGUAGCACACUUUCUGUACACGAAAAGAUGAAAUUAGCAGGCAUUCCUUUGGAUUCUGGUUGUUACUUCCAGACAAUGAAGGCACACCAUAAAUUAGGAGAUGCGGGGAGAGUUGUCGAAAUGUUUAAUGAGUUUGAAAGUAGAAAAAUAGAUUCAAAACCAAUGAUCUUAAGUCAAAUGUACAAGAUAUUAUGCGAGUCAUUGGGGAGAUCAGGCCAAGUUUUUGAAGCUCUUGAAUACUUCAGAGACAUGAAAAAGAAAGGGAUUCUGGAGGACUCUUCAAUUUACUCUUCCUUGAUCUGUUCAUUGGUAAAUAUUCGAGAAGUAAAGUUAGCUGAGGAGCUGUAUAAAGAAGCUCAAGAGAAGAGAAUGUUAAAGGAUCCAGAAACUUUUUUAAAGCUGGUGUUGAUUUAUAUGGAAGAAGGACAGAUGGAGAAGACAGUGGAAAUUGUCAAGGAUAUGAAGGGUACUGCUAAACUGAAGGUGUCUGAUUGCAUUUUCUGUGCAGUUGUUAAUGGCUUUUCUAAAAGAAAAGGGUUCGAUGCAGCUGUUAAGGUUUAUGAGGAGUUGAAGUGUGAUGGCUGUGAACCAGGACAGGUGACAUAUGCUUCUGUGAUAAAUGCCUAUUGCCGAGUUGGGCUUUAUUCUAAAGCUGAAGUUGUGUUUUUUGAGAUGGAAGCAAAGGGGUUCGACAAAUGUGUCGUGGCAUACUCCAGCAUAAUCUCAAUGUAUGGGAAAACAGGUAGGCCAAGAGAUGCUAUGAGGCUUGUAGCAAAGAUGAAACUAAAAGGUUGUCAGCCUAAUACAUGGAUAUACAAUUCUUUGGUGGACAUGCAUGGUAGAGCCAAGGAUUUAAGGCGGGUGGAGAAGCUCUGGAAGGAGAUGAAGAGAAGAAAAGUGGCUCCAGAUAAAGUGACUUACACUAGUAUUAUAAGUGCUUAUAGCAAGUCCAAAGAGUAUGAGAUGUGUGUGAGGUUUUUCCACGAGUAUAGAAUUAAUGGGGGUGUGAUUGACGGGGCUAUUGCAGGAAUUAUGGUUGGAGUUUUCUCUAAAAUUAGUCGGAUUGAUGAGUUGCUGAAGCUUUUGAGGGACAUGAAAUCUGAAGGAGCACCGAUCGACGAGAGGCUUUAUAUAUCUGCUACCAAUGCAAUGGUUGCAAAAGAGCUUAGAGGCAAAGUAUCAUAGAUUGAUUACACUUGUAUUUUUUUCUAGUGAACAAGUACAAUAAAGCAAGUGUUUUCUUUUUAACAUGAAAAAAAAGUAAUUUCAUCAUGUGAAUAAAUUACAAACAGAUUGAUAUUCUUGUAUCCAGAUCAAAAAAAUAAGUGAAAAUUAUAACAUACGAUUUUAGAAGUUACUCGAGAA
Populus nigra (black poplar) is the source of this 1537-nucleotide messenger RNA. RefSeq names its product pentatricopeptide repeat-containing protein At5g13770, chloroplastic-like. The record is from RefSeq and is a predicted model, not a curated record. Lineage: Eukaryota; Viridiplantae; Streptophyta; Magnoliopsida; Malpighiales; Salicaceae. The transcript is spliced from 2 exons. The coding region runs from base 143 to 1357 and encodes 404 amino acids. Gene Ontology annotation, molecular function: protein binding.